AUUGCGGCAAAAGGUGUAGGUGGAGGGCAGUUCAGAUUGUGUGAUCGUAGAAAACCAUCUAAAAAAGAAGAAAAAAGUUAAAAAAAAAAGAACAUAAAUUAAAAGCAGUAAUCAACUCUUGCAAAACAUCAAACGGAUGAUUCAUUAAACAUCAAUUUCAGGCAGAUUAAGGUCAUGUCGCCAACAGGGUGGAUUCUUUUAGUAAUAGUGGGUUUUGUGACAGCCCUUAAUCCUGUGCCUCAUCGCACUAACGAAGAAUCUUUAAGAGGUGCUUUAAAUGCACUCACGAGAAAACAACGUUCUCUAGAUUACAAUUCACGUGAAUUUUACAAUGUACCUUCAUUUAAAUAUCGAGGCGACGAGAGAAAAUUCGAUAGACAACAACAUGAGGACAAUGACUUUGAUGAGGAUGAGGAGGAAUUAGAAUUUUUACCUCUCGAAAAUGGUCAAAUCGAGUCAAUGGGUGAUGGAUAUCGUAAUUUGAAUGAAAAAAUUUUGGAGAGAGCUCUUGAAGACUAUGUGAAAACGGAAGCAGCUCAAGAGGAAGCCGUACCUUCCCUCUUUCGAGAAAGAGAACGAAGCGCCAGCAUCAAAAGGGGAAUCAGAAAUGAUCAACCAACUGCUGAUGACGAAUUGGCGAGACUAUUUUUAGACGAAUUGGAGUAUGGACCUUAUAGCCAAGAUGAAAAUGAAUAUAAUACUCUUCGAAUGUUACACCGACCCCAACAGGAUAAUCAAUAUUACGGAAAUGAUGGCCUCAUUUCUUGGAGCGAUCUUUUGGAAAAGAAGCCCUUACACGAAAGAUUCCACGACGAAAGUGAACUCGUUGAAUUACCAGAAAGAGACUCGGACUUCUAUUUAAUGCCAAUGGAGAGAAGAAAUGUCAAUGCUCGCUAUCCAAUUGGUCGCGAUUUCCGGAAUUAUCGCGAAAUGUCCAAGAGAUUUCCACUCGCAGUUGCUAAGAGAAGCGCCAAAGCUGUGAACCAAAUGAAACAAGUUACAGACCCGAAGGUCGCUCACGAUUUGGGUAUUUUAUUCGGCACGCAAUCAACAACUGAGAACAAGAAUCACACACACGAACAUGCUAAUCAUGAUCAUAAUCAGGAGGAAAAUAAUAAACUUCACCAGCAGGGAAAAUCGGAGAUGACGGGAAAAAAUCAAGAGACAACGUCAGUGGCGUCAAUCGUUAAUUCUCAUCAGAAAGGACAACAGGAGAAUAUCACGAAAAUCAAUCAGUCCAAAGAGCGACCGAUCGAAGUGAAGAAGAAAAGUGUCAAUUGGUCCGAUUAUUUUGGAAUCGAUAAAAGAAAGAAGAAAUCCACUUUCAUGCCCAAGCCUGGUUCUCAAAAUCAGGACGACGAAUGGUUUUUGGAACGAUAUUACAAGACAAUGGCUGACAAUUUAAAAUCAGAGAACGAAAAUGAAAUUGACGACGAGAGGAAGGACAAAUUACAGCAAAUGGAGUCGAGAUUGAGACACCUCAAGGAUUUGAUAAUACAAGAAGCUAAAAGUGCUGAAGGAUCUGAUGAGGAAGUGAGAAAACAAGUACUAUCACGAUUGGCGGCUGCUUAUUCUCUUGAUAAAAUGAGAAAAGCUUUGAUCGAAUUCAGAGACGCUGUUGCACAGAGAGAGGGUCAAAAAUUAAUUCAAGAUCAGACGACCAGUCCACCGGAGGAUGAUGCCUCUCAUGAAAAAGUCGAUAAGAAACGACGACCAAUACUUGGCGAAAACGAAGAAGGUUUCGAUGAAGGAAAUACGUGUCCGGAAUUGGAUGUAAUUGACAAAUACUGCAGAAUGACUGGUCUCAUGUCCCACGAUCUCAGAAAUCUCUUCCACGACACUUGCGUUUCAACUUUAAUCUGCCGCUCUUGUGGAGGGCAGGAUUGCCUCAAUAAAUUUGCAUUCGAGGUGGAGAAAACUUGCGAAACGUUGGAAAUUUCACAAAAUAUCUGGUCCAAGGAACAAUGUCUCGAGGCAGCGAGAUCAUUGCCCAUAAAUCCUCCUGCAACUCUAGUAGCACUUUGCCAUUCCGAGGGAAAAGAUUCAUGCCUAAUUCGAAAUUAUUACAAUCACAAUAAUCGUCAAAGAAAUCCAUAUUCACAUGAAAAUCAUCGUUUUGGAUAUGAUAACGUUAUUUCUCUGCAACGAUAAGAAAAGAAAAUUAACCAAAAAAUCCCCCAUCGUACGACUCAUAUCAAAACUCUUCCCUCUCGAUUCAAAUAAUUUGUAAGUAGAUUGAAGAGUUCAGAGACGUCAAAAAUCAUCAAGAAAAAAAAACAAAGAAA
Leptopilina heterotoma is the source of this 2285-nucleotide messenger RNA. RefSeq lists its product as uncharacterized. The transcript has 9 exons. The coding region runs from base 175 to 2151 and encodes 658 amino acids. The record is from RefSeq and is a predicted model, not a curated record. NCBI's taxonomy places the organism in Eukaryota, Metazoa, Arthropoda, Insecta, Hymenoptera, Figitidae.